AUGGCCACGCGUUCAGACUUGGUCACGAAAGAGCUCGGCAAAGAGUUGGGGCUACUGCAGGACGCCAUGGGCCAAUUCUCAAACAAUGUUGCCAUGCAGACCAUUCGCGAGGAAUUUGGUUGGGACGGACCCGUUGCUGCGAGUCGAAGCAUGGAAGGUGCGCAACUACAGCACCCUGGUGAAAGUGCACCACUUUUCUCUUCUCUGACGGAAGAGCCGGUGGCUGCAGCGUCGUUGGCGCAGGUGUAUCGGGGCACACUCACUGACGGAACCGAGGUUGCUGUCAAGGUUCAAAGGCCUGGACUUGCAGAGCUUGUAGGCCUUGAUUUCUACGUGCUCAGACGAAUCUUGUCCACGGUGAAUGUAUGGAACUUACUCAGCAUCGAAGCUUUGGACAGUAUGGUCGUUGGCAGAUCUGUUGAUGGCCCUCUGCCGGCCUACACAUUUCCACCUCUGAUAUGA
Messenger RNA from Symbiodinium necroappetens, 462 nucleotides. NCBI's taxonomy places the organism in Eukaryota, Dinophyceae, Suessiales, Symbiodiniaceae. The record is from the annotation of a GenBank genome assembly.